AUGAAGCAAGAUCUCGAUACAGAUAAAAUCAGGGAGUGGCGAUCAAUCGUCACCCUCGUUGUAUUUGUUCUCACCAAUAUCAAUGUUCUUUUCCCUUUCCAUAUUCCAAUAUAUGUUCCAACAAGCCUCUGCAACGCCUUCUUAAACGCACUGAGUAACCUUCGAGUCAUUUCACCAAGAGAUGGGUCCAAGGACAACAAGAAGUCGUUUGUUAAGCUCAGAUUUCCCAUGAAUAUGGUCACUGCGCCUCUGAUCGCGGACCUAUUCCUACUUGCCAUCAGGGCAAUUGGGCGACGCGAGAUCCACGAUGGCACCAUCGGUACCGAUAAUAUCGAUCCCCUUGAUAUCAUGGUCUUCUUCAUCACCUUGGCUUACAUUGCAAUAUCGAUCGAUGCGUCUGGCCUUAUCCGAUACCUGGCCUUCAGGGUCCUCAAAUGGGGUGGUAAAGCCGGGCCUCGACUAUUUUGCUACCUCUAUACCUUCUUCUUUAUCCUGGGAAGUUUCAUUGGCAAUGAUCCUAUUAUCCUCUCUGGAACGGCAUUCUUGGCUUAUAUGACCCGAGUGUCGCGUAACAUAGUGCACCCGCGUGCGUGGAUUUAUACCCAGUUUGCAGUUGCCAAUAUUGCAUCCGCAAUCCUCGUUUCUUCAAAUCCGACGAAUCUCGUCUUAGCUGGCGCUUUCAAUAUCAAAUUCAUUGCGUACACGGCGAAUAUGGUAGUGCCAGUGGUCAUAACAGGCAUUAUACUUUUGCCUUUCUUAGUCUAUAUCAUCUUCGAGGACGAAGACCUCAUUCCCACUUCAAUUGAAAUCCACGACCUUCCUGACGAUGUCAAAGGGAAAAAGCCAGUCAAUCCAAAUAUCCCUUUUGCCAGAGGCCACAUCGAUGACGAUGCCGCUAAUUUAGCUAAUAACGAGGAAGGAAAACUUCUUUCCUUAGAGGAGAUCAUGAACCCCUUCCUCGACAAGGGAGGCGCAGCAUUUGGUGCAGUUAUCAUGGCUGCUACUUUGGCUACGGUAUUGGCUCUGAAUGCUGUGAGCACCAAAUCAGGGAAGCAUCAGCUAUUUUACGUCACUUUGCCAGCGGCAUUUGCCAUGUUUUGCUGGGAUAUUGCCUCAGGGUGGUAUCAUAGAAAGGAGACACGCCACAUCGCCCGCAGUGGCAGGAAAGAUGUCGAGACCACAAGGGCUGAAAGGGCUUUUCAAGAAGAGGAAUUUAGACGAGCCUCCUUGACCCAUGGCGCCCUGCAGAAAUCUACUGUGGUUGAUUCUUCAACUUCAUCCUCUGACCAGACCAAUCUUUGCCAGAGUCACGAUGAGGUCAUUCAGACUGAGGAAACACCAAAAGAGAAACAUGCUGCCACUGGAGUCGCCUCCGAUGAGAAAGAUCCCGCAUAUCAAUCAGAAAAGCAAAAAGAUCACAGCGAGAUCCGGAACUCGGUGCCACAUCCGACCCAGCAUAAAGAUCUUCCUAAUGAAGUGGUUUUAAGCACCGUUAGGGAGGGAGUUCUAGCCUCUCAAUCUGAUCUUGAAAUGAGCAGUAUACCCGGCACUCUGCAAGCCACAGUUGAGGGCGGUCAUAAUAAGCCGACAACUCUCGUUUCCAUUGCUCAAGAUGUGUUCCGAUGGUUGCAAGAAACAUUCCCCACCGCUACAGCUGUAUUGGUACAUUUGCCUUUCGCGCUGGUUCCCUUUGCCUUCUGCAUGUUCAUCCUCGUACAGGCACUUGUCACGAAAGGAUGGGUUCCUGUGUUCGCCUACGGCUGGGACCAUUGGGUAGAGAACACUGGCACGGUGGGUGCCAUUGGAGGGAUCGGUUUAUUAUCUGUAUUACUCUACAACUUUGCCGGGACAAAUAUCGGGACCACUAUAUUGCUUUCACGGGUAAUACAGGCAUGGCAAGAGAUCCAUCGACAGCCCAAUGCUGGCCCAAUAAGUGACCGCACAUUCUGGGCAACGGUAUAUGGAAUGGCGCUGGGUGUGAACUAUGGUGCCUUCAGCGCUUCUUUCAGCGCCUCCCUGGCUGGGCUUCUCUGGAGAGACAUUCUCUCCAGGAAACACAUACGCGUACGGAGCCUGGACUUUGCGCGUGUUAACCUUCCUAUCAUCACAAUCGCCAUGAUUGUAGGCUGCACUGUUCUGGUUGGACAAAUUUACAUUAUCAGGACUAAUGAACCCUACGAUGCAUGA
This is a messenger RNA of Clonostachys solani, 2187 nucleotides long. The record is from the annotation of a GenBank genome assembly. Lineage: Eukaryota; Fungi; Ascomycota; Sordariomycetes; Hypocreales; Bionectriaceae.